AUGCCUUGUGGAGAACUAAUUCGAGAUGUUCCAGGAUUUCUCCGUACAAACGUAGCCAACUAUCUCUCUGAAAAUGAUUUCGAGUCAUUGGCAUCUAAAAUCACAUCUUACUACCAAGAAGUAAUCCAACAUACCACCAUUGAAGCUGCUCAACAUCUCUUAAUACCUCUCAUCGUGUAUUUUCAUGUUCAUGUUGAUCCCACUGAUCAUGGCUUAGCACCUAUGUUUUUUCAUCUUCAACUUCCUUACGACGAAUAUGCGAUGGAUAUUGAUUAUAUUCGUUAUUCAACAAGAACGGAUCAUUUUAUAGAGCAUCAAUUCGUUCAAGAAUCUUCUUAUCAUCAGCAACUUGCCACUUUUGCUGAAUAUAAUCAAAAUUUACACGUUAUUAGUGAUGAUGAUGAUGAUGAUGAUGAUGUGGAGUCACGGCAAGUCAAUGAAGCCAUAGAACAAUCCAUGCAACACUUGUUUAUGGUUCCGGCAACAGAAAAGGCUCUAACAUCACUGAAGAAGAUGAAGAUGUCUAGCAACGAAGCAAAGGCAAGCCAAUGUAGCAUUUGCUUGGAAAAUUUUGAUGAUGAUGGCGGCGGCGACGAUGGUGUUGAUGCUUCAGCAUUGCCUUGUGACCAUAUUUUUCACAAUAAUUGCAUUGUAAAAUGGCUAAAAACUGGUCAUACUUGCCCAUUAUGUCGCUUUCAAUUGCCUAUUGAGUAA
This is a messenger RNA of Prosopis cineraria, 714 nucleotides long. RefSeq names its product ERAD-associated E3 ubiquitin-protein ligase HRD1-like. The record is from RefSeq and is a predicted model, not a curated record. The transcript has a single exon. NCBI's taxonomy places the organism in Eukaryota, Viridiplantae, Streptophyta, Magnoliopsida, Fabales, Fabaceae. Bases 1 to 714 code for a protein of 237 amino acids. Gene Ontology annotation, molecular function: ubiquitin protein ligase activity; zinc ion binding. Gene Ontology annotation, biological process: protein ubiquitination. Gene Ontology annotation, cellular component: cytoplasm.